AUGAAGUCCAGGAACCUCUUAUUCCUUGUGGCAUCCCUUACCCUUGCGACUCUGGCAUCAUCAGGGACCCUUAAGCCUUCUAGAAAAGAAACCAUGAGAGGAGGGAGUUGCCCCUAUGAUCCCUUCCUCUGUAUUCAGGAAGAGCCCAGGGAGUGCCUGAGAGAUGAGCAGUGCUCCAACAAUCAGAAAUGCUGUUAUUAUCGUUGUGGCUUCAAGUGUGUGUCCCCCGUGGGGACUAACGACACAGCUCCAGUGAAAGCAGGGCAAUGCCCACCUAAGACAGACCUGUGUCUGACUCCAAACCAGUGUGAAGAUGAUGGGCACUGUCAGGACACCAUGAAGUGCUGUGAGGGCAUGUGUGGGAAGGUCUGCACAGCUCCAGUGACAGGAAGCUUGACCCAGAUCUCCUUUGCCUUCAUGCUCUGA
Trichosurus vulpecula (common brushtail) is the source of this 426-nucleotide messenger RNA. Its product is annotated as WAP four-disulfide core domain protein 5-like. The record is from RefSeq and is a predicted model, not a curated record. Lineage: Eukaryota; Metazoa; Chordata; Mammalia; Diprotodontia; Phalangeridae. Gene Ontology annotation, cellular component: extracellular region. Gene Ontology annotation, molecular function: peptidase inhibitor activity. The coding region runs from base 1 to 426 and encodes 141 amino acids. Gene Ontology annotation, biological process: antibacterial humoral response; innate immune response. The transcript has 4 exons.